Molecule: messenger RNA, 1362 nt
Organism: Neltuma alba
Lineage: Eukaryota; Viridiplantae; Streptophyta; Magnoliopsida; Fabales; Fabaceae
Product: HD domain-containing protein 2
Exons: 8
Coding region: 216-1022 (268 amino acids)
Cellular component (GO): cytoplasm
Molecular function (GO): 5'-deoxynucleotidase activity
Source: RefSeq, a predicted model, not a curated record
AAAUACCCACAGCAACAUCCCCUUCGUGUACUAGCAUACACCAAAUCCUAGUCUCUUCCAUGCUUCUCUCGUUUCUCUAAUUCUCUCAUCUGUGGUCGUGGUGGACGCGCCGAAUGUGAAGAAAAGUGCCAAAAGUCUGGAGAAAAGUGAAUCCAAAGGAAUUAAUUAGAAGAGAGAGAGAGAGAGAGAGAGAGAGAGACAGAGGGCGAGAUAAAAUGAGCAGUGGAAACCGAGUUUUGUUGUGUAAAUCAGUUUCUUCGCUCAUCUUCACCAUACCUUCCUGUCUUUCUUGCACUCAACUUAGAUCCAAAUUCGUUGCAGCUCGCGCCUGGUCUCCCGCUGCUUCUAGGCUUUAUCGCCGAAUGGCCGCCGCAGCUUCAUCCUUCCCGUCCUCGGUUAACACCACUUCGGGCAAUGUCAAUGCUUCUUCUUCGCCGGUCGACGACGCAGCUUCUUCUGCUUCCUCUGCCAUUGAUUUCCUCUCUUUAUGUCACCGCCUAAAGACAACAAAAAGAGCAGGAUGGAUACGUAAAGAUGUUAAGGAUCCAGAAUCAAUAGCGGAUCAUAUGUAUCGAAUGAGUUUGAUGGCUCUGAUUGCUUCAGAUAUCCCUGGCAUAGACCGAAACAAGUGUAUAAAAAUGGCUAUUGUUCACGAUAUUGCUGAAGCUAUUGUUGGGGAUAUUACGCCAUCAGAUGGUGUUUCAAAAGAAGAAAAGAGUAGACGAGAACGAGAAGCACUUGAUCAUAUGUGUAAAAUGCUAGGUGGAGGAUCUAGAGCAUCGGAAGUAGCUGAGUUAUGGAUGGAGUAUGAAGCAAAUUCUUCACCAGAAGCUAAAUUUGUCAAGGAUCUUGACAAGGUGGAGAUGAUACUUCAAGCCUUAGAAUAUGAAGAUGAGCAGCAGAAGGAUUUGGAUGAAUUUUUUGAGUCAACUGCUGGGAAGUUUCAGACUGAAACGGGCAAAGCUUGGGCAUUGGAGAUAGUAUCAAGGAGGAAGAAAAAUCAUCACCCCAAGUUACACUGAUAUUUGAUCCCGUUCUUGUGUUCUUAUUGCAAUAAUUGGAAAGCUUGGUGGUUGAGGUGGAAGUUGAACUGGCAGCGAUGUGAUAACAAGCAAAGAGUCCCACGCUGGGUGCCCAAGGCCCACCAACAGGCUGAGAAGUGGUGGCUGCGCAGGAAGCAGCGGGUAGAAGUACAACCCGGUUUCAUUAGUAACAGAAUAUUAGCUAACCAAUAUAACCUACGUGCUCAUCCAAUUCUGAGCUUCCUUUGACAUCUUUGAAUACUCUUGGACAUUUUUUUGGGCCUCAACAUACCUUUGGUAGUUAAUGAUCUCAGCGAAGCCUAUAUUGAUUUCUUGUUUA